AUGGGACACGCUCUGUUAAACCUGACUAUAGGGUACCCAGAGAAGAGGACGGAAUGGAUUGUGGUGAUGAGUGAUUCAUUGGAAAGUAUUUUGAGGGAAUGGAAGAAAAUUGUGGGUGACGGUUACCUCAAAGAUAUGCUUCCGGGGGAGAAAUAUUGGAAAUGGAGGAAUUAUGUCUUCAUGGAUGUAAAGCAUGGAGAUUCUGAGAUCAACUAG
Messenger RNA from Sphenostylis stenocarpa, 216 nucleotides. The record is from the annotation of a GenBank genome assembly. NCBI's taxonomy places the organism in Eukaryota, Viridiplantae, Streptophyta, Magnoliopsida, Fabales, Fabaceae.